UUGCAGGCCUGUGCUAGAGAUAAGGAUACAUUUCAGUGCAUUAAAAACGAAGCCACUGAAGACAGGGUUAAGCACGGCCAAGAAGUUGUAGAGAAGAAAAAUUUCAGAAAAAUUGCCUCAGUUUGAACAGGAUAUUGGUGAACCAAGAAAAUUUGAAGCACCUUCCCUAAAGGAAACCUGGGUACACAGUAACUUCACAGACUUGGCUAAGGGAUUUUCACCUGGCUUGUCACUGGAUUCUCCUGCCGGAUCCUUGAACCCGUUUGGAGGUUUUCUCAUGUGGAUCUAAGGGGAACGCUUUAUUAUGGCUGCUGUUGUCCAACAGAACGACCUGGUAUUUGAAUUUGCUAGUAACGUCAUGGAGGAUGAACAACAGCUUGGCGACCCCGCUGUUUUUCCUGCUGUAAUCGUGGAACAUGUCCCUGGUGCUGACAUUCUCAACAGUUAUGCGGGUCUAGCCUGUGUGGAAGAGCCCAACGACAUGAUUACCGAGAGCUCCCUGGAUGUCGCUGAGGAGGAAAUCGUAGAUGACGAUGACGACAUCACCCUCACAGUUGAAGCUUCCUGUCAUAACGGGGAUGAAACAAUUGAAACAAUCGAGGCUGCUGAAGCUCUCCUCAAUAUGGAUUCCCCUGACCCUAUGCUGGAUGAAAAACGAAUAAAUAAUAGCAUUUUUAGUUCAUCUGAAGAUGACAUUGUUGUUGCCCCAAUCACCCAUGUAUCCGUCACAUUAGAUGGGAUUCCUGAAGUGAUGGAAACCCAGCAGGUUCAAGAGACGUAUGCACACUCACCGGGAGCCUCCUCACCAGAGCAACCUAAGAGAAAGAAAGGGAGAAAAACUAAACCACCACGACCAGAUUCCCCAGCCACUACACCAAACAUAUCUGUGAAGAAGAGAAACAAAGACGGGAAGGGAAACACAAUUUAUCUUUGGGAAUUUUUAUUGGCGCUGCUGCAAGACAAAGCUACUUGUCCUAAAUAUAUCAAAUGGACCCAGCGAGAAAAAGGCAUUUUUAAAUUGGUAGAUUCUAAAGCAGUGUCCAGGUUGUGGGGGAAACACAAAAACAAACCUGAUAUGAAUUAUGAAACCAUGGGGAGAGCUCUCAGGUAUUAUUACCAAAGAGGUAUUUUGGCAAAAGUGGAAGGUCAGCGCUUGGUGUAUCAGUUUAAGGAAAUGCCAAAAGAUCUCAUUUAUAUAGAUGAUGAGGACCCAAGUUCCAGCAUAGAGCCUUCAGAUCCAUCACUGUCAUCUUCAACAACCACUUCAAGCAGGAACCAAGCAAGCCGAUCGAGAGUGUCUUCAAGUUCAGGGAUAAAAGGAGGGGCCACUACAGUUCUAAAAGCAGGGAAUUCUAAAGCUACAAAAACCAAAGAUCCCGUGGAAGCUGCACAGCCAUCAGAGGUUCUGAGGACGGUGCAGCCCACACAGUCUCCAUAUCCCACCCAGCUCUUCCGGACUGUACAUGUGGUUCAGCCAGUGCAAGCUGUCCCAGAAGGAGAAGCCGCCGUGAUCAGCUGCGUGCAGGACGAAACGUUAAAUUCCUCGGUUCAGAGUAUUAGGACUAUACAGGCUCCAACCCAGGUUCCAGUGGUCGUGUCUCCUGGGAAUCAGCAUUUGCACACAGUAACACUCCAGACAGUGCCAAUCACAACAGUUAUAGCCAGCACAGAUCCAUCGUCAGGUGCUGGGUCUCAGAAAUUUAUUUUACAAGCCAUUCCAUCAUCACAGCCCAUGACAGUACUGAAAGAGAAUGUCAUGUUGCAGUCUCAGAAGCCGGGCUCCCCUCCUUCGAUCGUCUUGAGCUCUGCCCAGGUACAGCAGGUUCUUACUAGCAACGUGCAGUCCCUUUGCAAUGGAACCGUCAGUGUGGCUUCAUCUCCAUCCUUCAGUGCUACGACCCCUGUGGUGACCUUUUCUCCUCGCAGUUCACAGCUGGUUGCCCACCCACCUGGCACUGUAAUCACUUCAGUUAUCAAAGCUCAAGAAGCAAAAACUCUUAUACAGGAAGCAGAGAAAAAGGAAGUUGAAGAUAAUUUGAAAGAAGACACUGAGAAAACGGAGCAGCAGCCUUACGUGAUGGUGGUUUCCAAUUCCAAUGGAUUUACCUCUCAGGUAGCUAUGAAACAAAACGAACUGCUGGAACCCAAGUCUUUUUAAUGAAAAUACCAAAGGAAUUAUGGGUGAUUAUUUUUGAAUUGAACAUUUCCAAUUGUAUGCAAGCUAUCUGAUUCUAAGACAAAUUCUAGAGACGUUUCUAAUUUUGUAGUUAAUUGUGAAGAAAUAAUAGAGUUAAUUUUGACUUCAUUAGGUGAGGGAGGAAAACCAAAGUGGUAUUCGUUAUUCUCUAAAUGUUUCAGAAUUCAGUUGUGAAGGAACAGGCAUUUUAUACUAUGAAGACAUUCUCUGAAGAUUUUUUUCCAGUUGCUAUAUCAUAACCAUUUUUAAAGUUUCUUUUUUAAUUUUACAUUGUAUUUUUUCUGAUUCUUUUGUAAAUGCAAUACUUAAAUAGAAGAGAACAGGAAAUUUAUAUAGGAACUAUUUUCAUUCCACUUGUAUAAGUCUUGACUCUUUCAAAUGCAAGGCACCUAUUUUAUGCUUUGUUCAAAUUAUGAUUUCACUAGAUUGACUUCGGUUGGUUGCACUGUAUAAAUAAACUAUGAAUAUGUAAAAUAUAACAUUGAACAUUGAAAUGUGCCCAUGAUGUGGCUGAACCUGUUUCUGAAGUAUAAAAGCAUCAGCCUCAGAGUGGCUCGUCUAACGAGUUGUGUUACCUUGGCAAGCCACUUGAUUUUUUGGGGCUCAGUUCUCCCAUAAAAGGAAGGGAUGCGUUGGAAUAGACUAGAUGGUCUUCAGUUUCCUUUCUAGUUCUGAAUUUUAGGAUUCUAACUCCUCUACUUUAGUUAUAUCAAUUAAAACAUUAUCAGCUUAUUUCCUCAUGUAAAUAUAGCUAAAAUAUUGCAGAAAAAUAAGUGGCCCUACCAAAUUCAUUUUCUUUUAUCUGUAAGACCUGCUAUGAACCUGAAUUCUCCAUACUUUGUUCAUUAAUUCUUUAGGCCCCUGUGCACUGUGGUCUCUUAGGAAACUUUUGUUUCUCGAGUGCUAAAUGAUACACUGCUAUUCUGAAAGAGUCAAGACUCUUUCGUAAGGGCCCAGAAAGCAACCAAGCUGUGGGCUAAUCUGAGUAGUCAGUUGUUAUAAAAGCAUAAUUGCUUUAUAUUUUGGAUUUUUUUUUUACUGGAAGUUGGGAUUGCAUACAAAGAUAAUAUACAUAUAUAUCCAAGUUUCUGAAAUAAAAGUUUUUAGAUUACUUUUUCAACUGUAAAUAAUGUACAUUUAAUUUCACAACAAAAAUUGUUUUCUGCAAAUUUUCUAGUAUAGCAAAGAAAUUUUGUAGAUGAAAAAAUCAUGUUUAGAGGUCUAAUGCUACAUGUUUUCAUAUUACAGAGUGAAUUUGUAUUUAAACAAAAAUUUAAAUUUUGGAAUCCUCUAAACAUUUUUUGUAUCUUUAAUUGGUUUAUUAUUAAAUAAAUCAUGUAAAAAAAUUCUCAGUGUUUGUGUUUUCAAGCAAAUAUUUCUUAACAAGUAUACAGAAAAUGUUGCUAGUAUUUACAGUGUUAUUAAAUGUUUAUGUAACAAACUCCAUUAGUCAGGUUAGAAUUGCAAAA
Molecule: messenger RNA, 3666 nt
Organism: Hipposideros armiger (great roundleaf bat)
Lineage: Eukaryota; Metazoa; Chordata; Mammalia; Chiroptera; Hipposideridae
Gene: ELF1
Product: E74 like ETS transcription factor 1
Exons: 9
Coding region: 305-2158 (617 amino acids)
Biological process (GO): cell differentiation; regulation of transcription by RNA polymerase II
Cellular component (GO): nucleus
Molecular function (GO): sequence-specific DNA binding; DNA-binding transcription factor activity, RNA polymerase II-specific
Source: RefSeq, a predicted model, not a curated record